GUGGUUUGUUUGUGUGUUAGCUUGCAGCUUAGCUUGUACUUGUCAUUCAGUUAUGCCAGGAAUUCAACACGACUAGAAACCAACCAGCACGGCACAACAAGCGAGGCUGAAGUCAUAACCGCGUCCUUCACGGAUAGGAAGGUCAAAACAACUUCUUGUGGCGGUCGAAAUAGAAAGAAUGGCGAAGAGUGGCAUCGACAGACGGCGCAGCAGCAAGGAGACGUGAGGUCAGACAUCAGAGAUCACUGCUACGCUUGGACUGGACUGGACCGGUGACAGCUUCUUCAUCCCUUUCAUCGUCAUCAUACAUGCUUGUACAUGAAGAGAGGGGAGAAACCCGAAGGAUACAGACAGAUGAGACCCAAGACGUUUCCCGCCAGCAACUACAGUGGCAACAGCCAACAAAUGCUGCAGGAGAUUCGGAACAGCCUGCGAAACCUGUCCAAACCCUCUGACCCGCCUAAAGUGGACGCUGGAGGUCAAGGGAAACUGGUCCCUGAUGACGCGAAGCAACAAGGGCGCACCAGCAACCAGAAGCACCCCUACCAAAAGGCACUGCAGGAGAUCCGCAAGUCUCUGGUGCCUUUUGAGGUGAAUGGCUCAUUGAGCAACGAGUCAAACAUUUCUGGCCCAGACAUUAACAAACAAACAUGUCUGGAACCAUCUUACGCUGGGUUUGACGAGUCGAGCAGCGGUCGCCGCGUCGCCCCGGACCACAUGUUAAAGGUGAAUUACCAGGACUCCAUGAGGGAGCAGAUGGUUCCUGCUAACUCCAACUCCUCAGGCCUGAAACCUCCAGGAUCUUCUCACAUGCAGCAGGCUGUGCUGAGGAGGCCCAGCUGGAAGGGCUCUAAGGAGUCUCUGGCUCCCCGACUCGCCCCUCUGAUGGCAGAAGGAAUGAUGUAUCGCUCCAACAGCCCCGGACCACCACCUGUCUACCCACAGGGCCACCCGGCCAACAGCCAGAGAGUGAACCCUCCGCUGCCCCCUCAGAUUCGUAGUGUCACACCUCCACCAAAUCGCGGCGCCAUGCCUCCUGCAGCAUCCUGGGACAACAACCCAUCAAACAAGUGCUACCCUGGAAACAUGGAUUUCCUUGCGCCGCGCAAUUCUUCAGUGCCUCAGGGAGCUUGGCCUGAUGGGUAUCCGAACCCACCCCCUCAGAAUCAGCGUGGAAUCAGCUCUGGGCCUGUAGGCCACCAGCCCAUCAUAAUGCAAAGUUCCAAUGGGAAUAAAUUUACCUUCCCCUCCACCUGGACUCAGAAUGGCUCUCCUCAGCAGGACUACAUGCAGGGGGGCAGCAGACAGCCCCCUCCCCCUUAUCCCGUCAACCAGAGCAGCCGGCACAGUCCCACUGAGCAGCAAGCAGGAGGACCUGCGUCCUCUCCUUCUUAUCUUAACGGUGGCAACAUCCCUCAGUCCAUGUUGGUGUCCAACCGGAACAGCCUCAACCUUGAAAUGUACAACUUGGCUCUGUCGCAGCCCUGGUCCCAGACCCCCUUGGCCUCUAAUCAGUCCCAAUCUUCAUCAGGGAACAGCAGCAACCAGGACCUGUCCCCAUCCUGGCAGCACAACAUGCCUGCACGCUCUAACUCCUUCAACAACCACCAGCUGAGUGGCAGAGCUGCCCAUCCAGCCAGCUCCCAGCCCUCUGCCACCACCGUCACCGCCAUCACGCAGGCUCCCAUCCUGCAGCCCGUGAAAAGCACGCGCGUCCAGAAACCUGAACUGCUCACUGCUGUCGCUCCCACACACCCUCCAUGGAUGCAGCCAGUUACAGCAUCUCCAGCUGCACCUGCCUACCCAGAACCCACACCUGCAGCCCCUCAAAUCACCACAGAGGCACCCAGCUAUCAAGGCCCCCCUCCACCGUACCCCAAACAUCUUCUCCAGCAGCAGGCAGCACCUUCCCCCCCAGCAUAUGAAGCUGCAACCGCCAGUAAACACGGCACAGGUAGAGAGGAGGCUGCUGAGGAGGAAACCAGCAGCAGUGGUGACACCUCCAGAGAGAAGGCAUCCGAAGGCCCUGAAAGCACCGCAGCAGCGGAGAAGGAGAGGAAACAAAUCACAACAUCGCCCGUUCCUGUUCGCCGGAACAAGAAGGAGCAUAGAGGGGAGUCUGGGAGGGUCAAUUUGUACUCCCCUCAGGCCUUCAAGUUCUUCAUGGAGCAACAUGUAGAGAACAUCCUGAAGAACCAUCAGCAGAGGAUUCGGAGGAGGAAGCAGCUGGAGUGUGAGAUGCAGAGGGUGGGUCUGUCCUCUGAGGCCCAGGAGCAGAUGCGUAUGAUGCUCUGUCAGAAGGAAUCCAACUACAUCCGUCUAAAGCGUGCCAAAAUGGAGAAGUCCAUGUUCAAACGGAUCAAAACCCUCGGCAUCGGAGCCUUCGGCGAGGUGUGCUUGGCAAGAAAAGAGGACACGGGAUCGCUGUACGCCAUGAAGACGCUCCGCAAGAAGGACGUGCUGCUGAGGAACCAGGUCGCUCACGUGAAGGCUGAGAGGGACAUCCUGGCUGAGGCAGACAACGAGUGGGUGGUCCGUCUUUACUACUCCUUCCAAGACAAGGACAACUUGUACUUCGUCAUGGAGUACAUCCCCGGGGGGGACAUGAUGAGCCUUCUCAUCCGGCUCGGGAUCUUUAAAGAAGAGCUGGCCCAGUUCUACAUCGCAGAGCUCACCUGCGCUGUAGAGAGCGUCCACAAGAUGGGCUUCAUCCACCGAGACAUCAAGCCCGACAACAUUCUCAUAGAUCGAGACGGACACAUAAAGCUGACGGACUUCGGUCUCUGCACCGGUUUCCGCUGGACCCACGACUCCAAGUAUUACCAGAGUGGGGAUCACGUGAGGCAGGACAGCAUGGACUUCAGUAAGGAGUGGGAGGACCAGGCGAACUGCCGCUGCUCCGAGCGUCUCAAGCCUCUGGAGAGGAGGAAGGCCCGGCAGCACCAGCGCUGUCUGGCCCACUCGCUGGUGGGGACGCCCAACUACAUCGCACCGGAAGUGCUGCUCAGAACAGGAUACACCCAGCUCUGUGACUGGUGGAGCGUGGGCGUCAUCUUGUACGAGAUGGUUGUUGGACAGCCUCCCUUCUUGGCGAACACGCCUCUGGAGACGCAGCUGAAGGUGAUUAACUGGAAGAGCGCGCUGCACGUUCCCCCACAAGCUAAGCUCAGCCCCGAGGCGUCGGACCUGAUCGUCAAACUGUGCCGCGGCCCCGAGGAUCGCCUGGGUAAGAACGAAGACGAAAUCAAAGCCCACCCUUUUUUCAGAAGCAUCGACUUCUCCAGCGACCUGCGGCAGCAGGCGGCGCCCUACGUCCCCACCAUCGCCCACUCCACCGACACCUCCAACUUCGACCCCGUGGACCCAGAUAAACUGCGGAGCAGCGACGGCAACCACAACGACACCCUGAACGGUUGGUUCCGCAACGGGAAGCACCCCGAGCACGCCUUCUACGAGUUCACCUUCCGACGCUUCUUCGACGACAACGGCCACCCGUACAGCUGCCCCAAACCCAUAGACUACGAGAGCUACAGCGAGGACGAGGCGGAGAGCGGCGCGCCGGAGGCAGACAGCCGCUCUGCUAAACCGGGCCAAGACCUGGUCUACGUGUAGCUCCUGACGCCAGCUGAGCUGCCUGUACAUACGUUUGUAAUGGGGGGAAUCCAACGAUAAAGCAUUUGAAACUUAAAACCAGUGGUUCCCAACCGUGGUCCUUGAGGAACGCCGCCCUGCAUGUUUCACUUGCUUCCCUGUUUUGACGCUCCCGAUUUGAAUGAAUGGGUGAUUAAUUGACUUGUGCAGAACUUGAAGUCACUAAAUCACUGAAUCUGGAGCAGGAGGCAACUGAAACAUGCAGGACGGUGUUCCUCAGGGACCACGGUUGGGAACCACUGCCUUAUUAAUUAAACAUAGGAGAAUUUUUUUUUUUUGUAGGAGCACUCAGAACGUUGCAGCAUAAGAUUUACACAUUUACUGUGCAAGAAGACUCGACUAAAGCUCGAAACAUGAAACUGACCUGGGUUGGUGUGAGACGGAGACGGCUGGUCGAUCUUUUCCAGGGGAGCACGAUUAACGGCGUUCUUAACGGAUUCAACUCACAGAUCAUCCUGUUUAAAAGUGGAUUAAAACACAAAGGAAAUCUGCUUUUUUCUUAUUGUUAAUCAGGUCCUAACUGUCCACUUUAAUAUUUUAGGGGACAGUUUGUCCCAACUGUCCCCGUCAAAACACCACUUUAAUGUUUGCACGUUUCAAAGUGGUGGGAAGUGAAGUUUCACCAGCUGUUUCCUGUCGUCAAGCUAAUCGGUCUUUUGAUCCAUUUGAGUCUUUUUAUUUUAUUUUAUGUGUUGCGGUGCAGUGUAUGACGCGUGCUGCCUGAACGUCUCCAAAAUAAAAGAAAACCCGACAACUUAUCGCAAACCCCCAUUAAGCAUUAAUUUAUUUAAAUAAACCGGUGACGCUAGUGUAGAUGUAGUUUUCGAAUUUGUAAAAAUAUAAUUUAUAUUUUCGCGUUUUGCAACGAGGUUCUAGUAAUGUAGCGGAUAGAUAAAUGCUCUAAUUGUUCAUUAUUUUGACUUCUUACACGACUUAUUCACCAAAUGUUUAAAGGGUUAAUAAUCAGGCUGGCAUCUUAAAUGAGUAGCACUAGUUGAUUGAACUACAGUAGAUUUUUAUUUUUCUAAUUUAUAAUGUAUUUAUAAAUUAAGUUGUACACAGUGGAUGUAAAUAUUUUCUGUGCUUUGACUUUUUCCUUCCU
Molecule: messenger RNA, 4753 nt
Organism: Nematolebias whitei (Rio pearlfish)
Lineage: Eukaryota; Metazoa; Chordata; Actinopteri; Cyprinodontiformes; Rivulidae
Gene: lats1
Product: large tumor suppressor kinase 1
Exons: 8
Coding region: 319-3612 (1097 amino acids)
Biological process (GO): positive regulation of apoptotic process; hippo signaling; G1/S transition of mitotic cell cycle
Molecular function (GO): ATP binding; protein serine/threonine kinase activity
Source: RefSeq, a predicted model, not a curated record